Klebsormidium nitens is the source of this 2956-nucleotide messenger RNA. NCBI's taxonomy places the organism in Eukaryota, Viridiplantae, Streptophyta, Klebsormidiophyceae, Klebsormidiales, Klebsormidiaceae. The record is from the annotation of a GenBank genome assembly.
AGCUUGAACGUUCUUCUCACUUUCAUCGAUUCAGGCUUGCAAGUUGGACUCCAUUCCUGAUCCCAUUGGCGAGCGCCAUUCAAAAACACCUUAAUUUUGUCAACAAGCAACAGAACUUCAGAAGCAACAGCGAUUGCUUCUCGCCUAGAAGGCAUGUGCAGGUUUGAAACCCGGUGGUCGAUCAAGCAUCUGCGGAGUCCUCAAGCUGAGGGUGCAAUUUGAUCACAUUCACAAUUGGGGCUGCGAGGAACGGUGUGGAAUCACAGCAAGUCUUGUGGGCAGAAAGAAGCACAAUGAACGAACACAGCAUCACGGCAACGGAGGAACAGGAGAAAUGGCUGGCGGACGCGCAGAACGUGGUCAAGCAGCAGAGCUUCUACAUGAGGAAGGCGCUGGAUUCGAGCAACCUGCGGGAGGCUCUCAAGUACUCGGCCCAGAUGCUGGUGGAGCUGCGCACCUCCAAGCUGUCCCCCCAGAAGUACUACGAGCUCUACAUGCAAACAUUCGAUGAGCUGCGGCACCUGGAGGCCUUCUUCCAGGAGGAGAGCAAGCGCGGACGGAGCAAUGCGGAUCUCUAUGAGCUGGUGCAGCACGCGGGAAACAUCCUGCCACGCUUGUACUUACUGAUCACGGUGGGGUCAGUAUACAUCCGCUCCAAGGAGGCUCCUGCGAAGGACAUCCUGAAAGAUCUGGUCGAGAUGAGCCGCGGCGUGCAGCACCCUAUCCGCGGCCUCUUCCUGCGCAGCUAUCUCUCGCAGAUCAGCAAGGACAAGCUGCCCGACACCGGCUCCGACUACGAGGGCGAGGGGGGCACUAUCCACGACGCCGUGGAGUUCGUGCUCCAAAACUUCACCGAGAUGAACAAGCUGUGGGUGCGCAUGCAACAUCAAGGGUCCGCGAAGGACAAGGCCGACAGGGAGAAGCGGGAAAAGGAGCGGAGCGAGCUGCGAGACCUGGUGGGGAAGAACUUGCUGGUGCUGAGCCAGCUGGAAGGGGUGGACCUGGAGUUGUAUAAGAGCACUGUGCUGCCACGGGUCCUCGAGCAGGUGGUAAACUGCAAGGACGAGAUUGCGCAGGGGUACCUGAUGGACUGCAUCAUCCAGGUGUUCCCCGACGAGUACCACCUGCAAACGCUCGAGACGCUCCUUGCCGCCUGCCCACAACUGCAGCCCAAGGUGGACAUCAAGAGCACCAUGGCGGGCCUCAUGGAGCGGCUGGCCAACUACGCAGCAGCAAACUCCCAGGUGCUGUCCGUGUUUGCUGAGGUGGAGGCGUUCGAGAAGCUGAGCACGGCGGUAGCCACCGUAGUGGAGGCGCAGGUGGACAUGCCGCUCGUCUCCGCCGUCAGCCUCCAUGUGGCGCUCCUCAACUUCGUCCUGCGCUGCCACGCCGACCGCCUCGACUACGUCGACUCUGUCCUUGGGUCGUGCGUGAAGAUGCUGGCGGGGCAGGGCAAGAUCCGCGAGGCCAAGAGCGUGAAGGCGAUCGUGGCGCUGCUGAGCGAGCCGCUGGCGCAGUACGGCGACGUGGUGACGGUGCUGCAGCUGGGCCACUACGGGCAGCUCAUGGCCACGCUCGAGUUCGAGACCAACAAGGUGAUGGCCGUCCUGGUCAUCCAGAGCAUCCUCAAGAACGGCACGCGCAUCGGCGACUGCGCGCGCGUCGAGGCGCUCUUCCAGCUGCUGCAGGAGCUCAUCCGGGACGGCGAGGACGCGCCGCCCGUCGACCAGCUGGACCAGGAGGACUUUGCGGAGGAGCAGAACCUGGUGGCGCGAUUGCUGCAUGUGCUCGUCAACGACGACCCUGAGGAGCAAUUCAAGAUUCUGAGUGCGGCUCGGAAACAAUUUGGUCUUGGUGGACCGCGGCGGCUCGUCUUCACCCUGCCUCCCUUGGUCGUGGAGAGCCUCAAGCUGGUGCGGCGGUUGCAAGCGCGUGGCGAGGUAGAGGAGGGCGGUGUUACGCCCAAGAAGGUGUUCCAGUUUCUGCACCAGACCGUGGAGGCCCUCGCCAAUGUGCCCGCACCCGAGCUCGCCUUCCGCCUCUACCUCCUCUGCGCCGAGGCUGCCAGCGACUGCGACCUGGAACCCAUCGCCUACGAGUUCUUCACGCAAGCGUUCAUCCUGUACGAGGAAGACAUCGCGGACUCCAAGGCGCAGGUGACGGCCCUGCAGCUGAUGACCGGCACGCUGCAGCGGACGGUCGUGUUUGGCACUGAGAACCGGGACACCUUGACGCACAAGGCCACCGGGUACUCUGCGAAGCUGCUGAAGAAGCCGGACCAGUGCCGCGCUGUGUACAAUUGCUCACACCUCUUCUGGCAAGAUCAAGAAAAAGGGACUCGGGAUGGCGAAAGGGUGCUGCUGUGCUUGAAGCGUGCCCUGCGGAUUGCCAACGCCGCCCAGCAACAAGCCAACGCCACGCGGGGCAGCGGCGGGCCGGUCACGCUCUUCGUCGAGAUUCUCAACAAGUACUUGUACCACUUCGACAAGGGCAACCAGCAGGUGACGACGACCGUCUUGCAAGGCCUGUUGGAGUUGAUAAGCACCGAGGUGAACAGCGAAAGCGCGGUCCAAGACCCUGCCACCGAAGCCUUCUACGCCAGCACUCUCAAGCACAUAAGUUUCCAGAAACAGAAAGGAGGGGAAGCGGGGGACAGAUACGAGGCUAUCAAAGUACAAUGAGAUCCGGCUCGGUAACUCGCGUGGCACGCAUUUGUAAGUAUGUAUAGGUAACACGCCAUAUGUAACAGACUCUCUCGGCUUGUCGCCGACAAUGCACGAGACGAGGUCGUAAGUUCGGCGAGCAAGCUCCGGUGCUGGCAUUCCCAGUCGGGGCUGGUUUUGCAAGCGGAUGAGACUUGCAUAGGUGCACAUUGAAACCAUGCAGCUCAUGUACGUGCAGCAUGAACAAUCGCUUGGGCCCGCACUACACAGACCUGACAGAUAAUUUACCCGAU